UUGCUAAACAGUGGAAAAAAGAGAAAAAGGUUUUACAAAAGUAUUUUACAAUAUAAUACAUAUAAUACUCGAUAUUUUAAAUAGUUCCUGAAAGAAAGCUAAUAAUCAACUGUUUAUUAAUUGCUUGAAACAAUUUUCAAUUCAUUCCCUUCUCUCAUUUGAGAGUAAUUUUACUUUCAUUUAUUCCAUUACAGGGAAGCUGUGUAACAGAUUUUUUUUCACAAUGACUGAACAAUUUGUUGGUUGCACUGUUUCAAUAACAUGUGUGGAAGAAAUAGGCACCUAUCAAGGGCAAAUUGUCGAUUUUAAUGAUCAAAAGGUGAUCUUGACGAAAGCAUUUUGCAAUGGUGUACCACAUUCUUCGCCUCGAGUUACUAUAAACGCAAAAGAUAUUUUGGAACUCUCAAUAAUAUCGAUAAAUGAUGCUGGUAAAAAUAUUACCGAUGCUGAAACACAAAGUCGUGUCAUUGUUAAAAGACCAAUCGCAAAGCGAGCUGGCAGAUCGACAUCGGAUUUCACACCACCACCACCACCUGAGGUGCAAGUACAAACACAAUUCACUUUGAAAAAAUCAAUUGAAUCCACCUUUCAAAUGGAAAUUCCGUCAAACGGAAGAAUCAGUUCAGCUGAAGUUAUAUCAAAAACGAAUCAAAGAAAAUUAACUCACAGACAGAGACGAAAUGAAAGAGAUGAACAAGCAUUCGGAACUCCAAUCGAUCAAUGUUUAAAACAGGAUUUUGAUUUUGAAAAAAAUUUGGCUUUGUUUAACAAGGAGGCGGUUUGGCAAGAAAUAAAUUCAUCGAGACCGGACAUUGUUCGUCAGUCAGAAAGUAAUAAGGCAAAUAAAUCGAGAUAUCGACACGAUGAGAAUAUUAUUGAAUCGGCGCCGGCAGCAUUUCGUCAAAUAAUUGUACCUUGUCCAGACCGAACGGAAUAUGUAACGGACGAUGGUUUAAUCAUUCCAAGUAUCACUCUUGACCUUCAUCGUCAAUUAAUUGGUGCAGCAGAUCGAUUUGGCAUCACUUGGGAGCGAAGAGUAGAAUUAUUUGGACGCGCUGGAACAGAAAUAAUACUACAAUUAUUGGGCGGCGGUCAUCGUUUCAAUCCAAAUAAUGCACAUCAACGACCAACAGUUGUUGCACUCUGUGGACCACAUAGAUCGGGCGCAGCUGGUGUUAAUUGUGCACGACAACUCUCUAGUCACGGUGUUAAGACAAUUGUAUUCAUUGAAAAUUCCGAGGACGUUUUUCUCCUACAGGAAUUGUCAUUAUAUAAAUUAACAAAUAACAAAGUUGAAUCGGAUGUAAAAAAUUUACCGCCCGUUGUUGAUUUAAUAAUAAUGGCAUUGUGCGAGGAAAAUUCACCAAGAACAGUAACUGCAGUGGCAAAAUGGGCGAAUAAUAAUAGAGCACCAAUUUUGGCAAUAGAACCACCGUCCUCAGGCACACCUGGAGUUUUGAGUAAAUACAGUCUCCUCAGUGCACUACCAUUGGCACACAGUACAGAUAAUGGACGAUUGUAUAUGUUAAAUCUUGCCUUACCCAACAAAGUCUUUUUAGAUGUUGGCAUCACUUACAGAUCACCGUUCGGUCCUAAAUUCGUUAUUCCCUUGCAUUCGAAUGAUUCUUAGCAAACUGUAAGUACAUCAUUGUUAUUAUUGAGACUUUUCAAUUAAUGUAAAAAAAAAAUAUUUAAAGCAACCGAAUGCCAACCAUUUUUUUAUGUUUCAUAUUUUUCAAUCAGUUUUUAAUAAAUAAACUAUCGACUGUAUAUUAUUCAUAAUUUAGUGGGUAAAACUGAAUGUAAUCUUUUUCUUGUUACAUAAAACUGAUUCGACAAAA
Leptopilina heterotoma is the source of this 1841-nucleotide messenger RNA. RefSeq names its product enhancer of mRNA-decapping protein 3 (gene Edc3). The coding region runs from base 224 to 1630 and encodes 468 amino acids. NCBI's taxonomy places the organism in Eukaryota, Metazoa, Arthropoda, Insecta, Hymenoptera, Figitidae. Gene Ontology annotation, biological process: P-body assembly; deadenylation-independent decapping of nuclear-transcribed mRNA. Gene Ontology annotation, molecular function: mRNA binding. The transcript has 6 exons. Gene Ontology annotation, cellular component: P-body. The record is from RefSeq and is a predicted model, not a curated record.